ACUUAGGUGUGAGGAUCACAAACCAAAAACAUAAUCGUGAUUCGUAUUUCCUGGAGAACACACCUUGAAACACCCCUUCCCGGGGGGGAGUAAAGACAGCUGUAGAAUGAGGUCAGUCAUAUUCCCUGACGCCCAAUCUGGAUGCAGAUAUGGGGAUACAGCAGGUUAUGUCGUGUUUACACUAGUAUGAAUGUCUCCAAUACAAACAAAGGUGUCCGCAUGACCUACUUUAGCGACUGGCGACGAGCGACCGGCAUCGCAAAGGCUGAAGAUCUAAGCACGAUAUAUCAUCGCUUGUUCGAGGACGGGACUCGUUGCGCUGUGUCACGGCUACUCUCUCCAUCAUUCCGCUGGGCGUCAAAGGCAAAACAGCGGUGACACCUUGUAUGGCAAAGCCAACAGCUGCAGUGGUAGUCUGACGUGCGGUUCAUGUAAUCUGCAUCGUGUGAUGGUUGUGGCUGGAUAAUAUUACUUACAGAGGAAACGCAUCUAUCAUAAUGUUACAACGUACCGACAUUGAUGGAAUCUGAGAACAGCGCGUUGAGGAAAGUACAUCUUAAUCCGCAUCCCCAGUCCAUCACUUACUUACCCGGCAUAAUCCUGUGUUGACCUCGCGUGUUGAUACAUAUUAGUUCACGUGACCUCUGCAGUGACAGGCGAUUUUCAGUGACCCAAAGUUGAGUGUCUGGACCUUCGUGAAAGAUGAAACGUGGUGACGGCAGGAAUGGAGCUAUCCUCGAGGAUAACCAGCUGGUUUCAGUGACCGAUGCGCCACAAACAUCUAUAGACGAGGAGGGCGGGGCAAGGCUACAAGGAUCAAGUUGCUGUGCGCAAAGAUGGCUUCUGGCACUCGUGGGUUGUUUCGGGGGCAUCAUGCUGGAGUCCGGGCGGUCAAACUUCAGCAUGGCCAUCGUGUGCAUGGUCAACGACACCGACAGCAACGCCAUCAACGCCACCAACGUCUCCAACAGUUCGUCAGCAAUAAAUGAGGUACCUGAGCAUGCAGAGUUUUACUGGUCGAAGAGGGUGCAGUCUGGGAUGCUCAGCGCGUACUUCUACGGUUUCAUCGUCAUACAAAUACCAGGGGGCUGGUUGGCUGGAAGAUAUGGCGGGAAAUACGUCAUGUUUAUCGGGAUGCUGAUUGGUUCGAUAGCUACUUUGCUUCUACCAAUCGGAGCCCGGACCUCUGAAUACCUUGUGUACGUGCUGCGGGCGUUUGUCGGCAUUUCUCAGGGGGUGUACAUGCUGACUAUGCAGUCCCUUUUGGGAAGAUGGGCGCCGCCAUUAGAGAGGACAAAGCUGAUAGCUGUUUCCUUUGCGGGUCCGAAGAUUGGGAGCAUUGCAGUCUUCGCCACGUCUGGGUAUCUGUGCAAGUACGGUUUCGACAAUGGAUGGGCUUCCAUGUUUUAUAUAACAGGUGGGAUAACGUUGCUAUGGUGUGGGGCGUGGUUCUGCACCGUCGCCAGCACCCCGUCUCAGCACCCCCGGAUCUCACAGCGAGAAAGAAACUACAUUACGAGGAGUAUUGGGGAGAAAGAAUCGAGUCCACCAACGCCAUGGGUGGCAAUGUUGACGUCUCCAGCGACGUGGGCGUGCCUAACCGGACAAGUUUGUUUUAAUUGGACGUCAUACACACUAACGACCAUCACACCCACGUAUCUUAAAGAAGUGCUGAACUUCGAUAUUGCUGAGAACGGGCUUCUGGCCUCCAUCACCUUUGCUAGCCAGGCUGUGUCCUCUGUGGUCGCCGGUCAGUUGGCGGACUACCUCCGGUCAAGGAAAUACCUCACCACGACGGCCACACGGAGGAUCUUCCAAACUAUCGCGUUCCUGGGAGCAGGUGUCUGUCUGAUAGGAACUGGGUUCGUGGAUGCUGAACGCCGCUAUGUCGCUAUAGCUCUGCUGACAACAGCCAUGUGGUUUAUGGGGGUGUCGACGGCAGGGUACCUCGUCAACUUUGUCGACUUCGCCCCAAGAUAUGCUGGUAUACUCGUCGGGGUCUCAAGCACUGUCUCCACAUUGCCAGGAAUGGUAGCGCCGCUCAUCGCCGGAGCUUUGACCCCUAAUAAAACCCAGGAAGAAUGGCGAAACGUGUUCUACGUGUGUGGGGGGUUCUGUGUCCUGGGGACUGUGGUGUUCGGCACCCAGGCCCGGGGGGAGCUGCAGCCCUGGGCCGUGGACCAGGUGGAGGUGGUCGGGGGGGAGGGGGAGGGGGAGGGGCAGGGAGUGCCGAUGUUGAACACGGUCGCCUAUAUCAAAGAUGACAGCUGUGAUACAAUCAGAGACGCUAUUUCAUCUGACAAGAAUAUAAAAGAAGUUGUUUCUUAA
This is a messenger RNA of Haliotis rufescens (red abalone), 2328 nucleotides long. RefSeq lists its product as uncharacterized. Gene Ontology annotation, biological process: monoatomic anion transport; transmembrane transport. NCBI's taxonomy places the organism in Eukaryota, Metazoa, Mollusca, Gastropoda, Lepetellida, Haliotidae. The transcript has 15 exons. Bases 703 to 2328 code for a protein of 541 amino acids. The record is from RefSeq and is a predicted model, not a curated record. Gene Ontology annotation, molecular function: transmembrane transporter activity.